Toxotes jaculatrix (banded archerfish) is the source of this 2345-nucleotide messenger RNA. It is a transcript of the gene zc3h14, whose product is annotated as zinc finger CCCH-type containing 14. Bases 90 to 2156 code for a protein of 688 amino acids. The record is from RefSeq and is a predicted model, not a curated record. Gene Ontology annotation, cellular component: cytoplasm; nucleus. Gene Ontology annotation, biological process: regulation of mRNA stability. Gene Ontology annotation, molecular function: metal ion binding; poly(A) binding. Lineage: Eukaryota; Metazoa; Chordata; Actinopteri; Toxotidae. The transcript has 17 exons.
AACGUCAUAUUUGUCCCUGGUGGUUAGCGGUGGUGCUGGAAAAACACUCGCUUGUUUUAUGACUUACUUGUUUGAAUUAAACAACAACUAUGGAAAUCGGGACAGAGAUCAGCAAGAAAAUAAGAGCUGCAAUCAAGGGCAAGCUUCAGGAGCUCGGUGCAUAUAUUGAUGAAGAGCUUCCUGACUACAUUAUGGUGAUGGUGGCAAACAAGAAAACGUCUCAACAGAUGGCUGACGAUCUCUCCCUUUUCCUUGGAAACAACACUAUUAAGUUUACAGCCUGGCUACAUGGAGUCCUGGAGAAAUUACGAUCAGUUGCAGUUGAGCCUGCAUCCCUCAAACAUCAGCUCCAGUCUAACAGCAGUACUGUGGUGGGGAAGAGCAGAUCAUCUGUAAGCGAAGACAGUAGGACAGAGGACCUGAAGGUGUUGGCAGUGUCCAGCUCUCACUCUGAUAGGACUGAAACACGUGUGUCCAGUUCUGCCCAUGAAAACAGGAGGGGGACCUCAGAGAGGAGUUCUUCUCGACUUACCUCCACUGUUAAACCCCUCAUAGAGCCUCUCCCCUCAGAGGCUGUUAUCGAUAUCAAACCAGAGAUGGAUGAUGACCUCAUCGCAGAGGACCCUGUGGAAAUAGGCACCAACCAAGGUCGAACGCGUAGUGCAGCAAGUAGACCCACAGCUGAAAUCUACAGACCGGGACAGAGCAAAUUUACAUCAGUUAGCUCCGCUGACACGUGUCGGCCUACAGAAGGAUCCUCUCACACCAGGCAGUCGGACAGCAGAAGCAGCAGAACCUCCAGAACCGGAUCUAGUAAGCAGGAGGAGUUGUCAAGGAAGCGUAAGGCGCCAGUGGCGAGCUCAGUGGUGCGAGUGAACCGAGUGGCGGACGAGGACAGUGAUGAAGUGGAAGACGAGGACUCAAACUAUGGAGGAAGAGGCCUGUCUAGUAGAGUGUCCCUUCCUUCCAAACCAGAACGCAAACCUACUCUCCCUCCAGCUAAGCAAGCCAACAGGAAUCUGAUACUCAAGGCCAUCUCUGAGGCUCAAGACUCAAUCACCAAAACUACAGCCUACCCCACAAUACCACAGAGGCAGACUGUUCCUGUGGCGCCUCGUACUCGCUUGGCCAGCAAUGAGGAGAUGACGGCAGCCAUCCAGCUGGUCCAGGAGCACCUUCACAGUUUGGCGCCAAGGGUGCAGACCCACACCUCUGCAGAGCUACCUCCUUCAAGAACACCUGCUCCAGUGAGAUCUUUAGCUUCACGUCUCCAGUUGGAUUUAGCAAAGAGCAACAAUGGUGGAGAGCAGAGUGACUAUGGUGUAGAGGUCUCUGCAGGCAGUGAGGCAAAGACGUUUGAUACUCGCUCCUUCAUAAUGAGUCGACCUCAACUGGAAGAAUCUCAGAACAGAACUCUGCAGCGUCUUCAGGUCAAAGGAGAACUCCAUCCAGCUUUACCACGCACUGUCCAGGCCAGCAAGGAGAGGGGUGACUCUGCCAGCCCCAAGUUCAUAGUGACAUUAGAUGGAGUACCGAGCCCGCUGGGGAACCUUGUGGAUUGUGAGAUGGAGCUGGACGACGUGAGGCCGCCCACAAAGGUCACUGAGGCAACCACUCGCCUUAACAGGGAGCCCAAAGUCAGCAUCCUCCACAGGCUACAAGGAGUGGUCACAUCACCAGAAGAUGAUGUGAUGGACAUUGAGGUUUUAGAUGAGGAUGCCGCCCCUUUAAAGAAACAGAAGGUUAUGGAGCGCUGCAAGUUCUGGCCGGUCUGUAAAAGUGGAGAUGAGUGUUUGUAUCAUCACCCUACAGCACAGUGCAAGACAUUUCCCAACUGCAGGUUUGGAGAUAAAUGUCUUUUCAUCCAUCCAAACUGCAAAUACGAUGCCAGGUGCACUAAGCCGGACUGUCCCUUCACUCAUGUCAGCCGCAGAGGCACAGUUGCUCCUCCACCCAAGCCAGCAGUGCAGCCUGCACAGCCCACUAAUGUGUGUCGCUUCUUCCCCGAGUGCACAAAGGUGGACUGCCUGUUUUAUCAUCCCAAGCCUUGUCGCUUCGCGGCGCAGUGUAAACGAGCCGGAUGUACUUUCUACCACCCAACCACAACCGUGCCUCCGAGACACGCCCUGAAGUGGACAAAAACACAGAGCAGCUAAUUGAGCCCAGGGAGUCUGACAGAAGUCAGUGUUCUGGAUCCGUGUCUGUGGAUCUUCAUCCUUAGAUCUGUUGUUUCAUUUUGUUUUGUUUUAUUGUAUUGUUUGGACUGAUUUUUAAGAAGAGCGUUUUUUGUAAAACAGUCAGGUUUUUGCUGAUCCUCUGAAAACAUUAAAAUACUCAACAAUGAA